GACAUGCCCUGCAACUCCCCGCACUUCUCGCUGCUAUCCUCAUUUCUCAUUUCUUCCGUUUUUGUUUUUUUUGAGUGGUAGUCGGAUUCUUUCCGGAUAUGUCGGCCGAUCAUCCCACCGCCGGCGUUGACACCGAUAAGCUCAGCUACGAGAUAUUCUCCAUCCUCGAGAGCAAGUUCCUGUUCGGCUACGAUCACCAAAAGCUCUGGAUUCCCAAAUCCAUCUCACCGCCGCCGCCGUUGCCGACCGAUGAAGUAGUCUCUGCCCUUUCGCCGCCGCCGAAAGGAAUUUGUAAAUACCCGAGGGGGAAAAUCUGCGUUCUGUCCGUUGAUGGCGGCGGAAUGCGGAACAUCCUCUCCGGGAAGGCGCUGGCGUACUUGGAGAAGGCGCUGAAGGAGAAAUCGGGCGACCCGGAUGCCCGGAUUUGCGAUUACUUCGACGUCGCUGCCGGCUCCGGCGUCGGAGGGAUUUUCACGGCGAUGCUGUUCGGGACGAGGGACCAGAGCCGUCCGAUUUUUGCGGCGGAGGAAACGUGGAGGUUUUUGGUUGAGAAGGGAGGGAAGCUCUACCCGAAUUCCGGCAGAAACGGAAUUCUCCGGCGGAUUUUCCGUAGCGAAGCGGCGCCUUCCGCCGCCGGUAUGGAGAAGGCGAUGAAGGAAGCCUUCUCAGACGAGAAAACGGGUCGGGCGUUGACGCUGAAGGACACGAUUAAGCCGGUUUUGAUUCCGUGCUACGACCUAUCGAGCGGCGGCGCGUUCGUGUUCUCCCGGGCCGACGCGCUGGAGUCGGACGGGUUCGACUUCCGGCUGUGGGAGGUGUGCAGAGGCACGUCGGCGGAGGCGGGAGUCUUCGGGCCGGUGGGGAUGAGUUCGGUGGACGGGUCGACCCGGUGCGUGGCGGUGGACGGAGGAGUGGCGAUGCCCAACCCGACGGCGGCGGCCAUCACGCACGUGCUGCACAACAGGGAGGAGUUUCCUCUGGUGAGAGGGGUGGAGGACAUUUUGGUACUUUCGCUGGGCACGGGUCAGCUUAUAGAAGGCGGCGGUUUGUCAAGCGAGCGAGCCAAGGAGUGGAAGGGGAACGAGUGGGCCCGCAUCUCCGGCGACUGCUCCGCCGAUUUAGUUGACCACGCCGUCGCAAUGGCGUUCGGCCAGUGCCGGAGCUCCAACUACGUGCGCAUUCAGGCAAACGGGUCAAGUUUGGGGGGCGGGGCGAGCCUAGACACCGACCCGAGCCCGAAGAACGCGAGGAGGCUGGUGGGGAUUGCAGAGGAAAUGCUGGCGCAGAAGAACGUGGAGUCCGUGCUGUUCGGAGGGAAGAGGAUCGGGGAGGAGAGCAACGCCCAGAAACUUGACUGGUUCGCCGGAGAGCUGGUGGAAGAGCGGCGGCGCCGGAGGGGAAUAUCCCCCAUUGUCACCAUCAAGAAAGCCGCUCCUCCUUCAACGAGCCUCCCCUGUUGAAUUGAAAGAGAAAAGGGCUGGUGACAAAAGUAGGGGUAAAAUGGAGAAAAAGUGUGGUAAGCCUGCAUAAUCUUCUCUUAAUUACCAAAGUGGGAUUUGAAAAAAGGGCACUCAUCAACUGUAAAAAAAGUGGUUGUGUUAGGAUAUUACUAUGAUGUUUUUUUUGGGGAUUUUUUUGUCUGCAUAUGGCACAUUUGGUGGACAUGGCAACUUUGAAAAAGUCAAAGUGAAUGGAAUCUCUAUUGUAAUCCUUUGAUAUGAUUAGGGGAAUUGUUUUCUUUACUCAAGAAAUAAUAUCUGUUUCC
Cuscuta campestris is the source of this 1765-nucleotide messenger RNA. The record is from the annotation of a GenBank genome assembly. NCBI's taxonomy places the organism in Eukaryota, Viridiplantae, Streptophyta, Magnoliopsida, Solanales, Convolvulaceae.